UGGCAUAUUUGUUAUGGAGUGGCCAUCACCAUAGACUGCGAUGGAUGGGGCAGUCUAUCUCAGAGGGUGUAGACCUCCUGGGGAUGCCUCUGAGUUAACAAAAAAAGAAUGCGCUGAGACCCCUACCUCAUGGGUGGUGUGGAAACGUGGGUCAAUAUCCAAGCAGAUUAAAAGUUACAUCACAAGGUGAACUUUGUCCCCCAUUUUCCCCUAUUUAAGCAGGACCAACAUCGAGAUAGUCAGUAUAGCAGCACCACUCUAGAAGUCAACAUCAUCUGCCAUCUUAAACAUUUACAUCAUUAUAAUGGACAAACAAAUGUUGCAAGAACUAGCUGUCCUCGAGGUUUAUGACGGUCCUUCUAAGGUCCCUUGUAAGGACCUCACCGCCGCAGAGGGCUACCCCAUAAACUCCAUGAAGCGCACGGAGACGAAAUACGGCCCAUCCAUCAUGGUCGAAAUCGUCAUGCCAAAGGGAGAGACAGCCAUCACUUUCCUCCCUCGAAGAUUUGUCGACCAGCUGACAAACCAGCAGAUUGACCGCUUCAACAAAGGCGGCUUCAAAAUCCAAUGUACAGGGAUGACAGGGCGAAGCCCCAACGUAAAGUUCUUUAUGUAAUAAAAAAUAUAGAAAAAU
Messenger RNA from Macrosteles quadrilineatus (aster leafhopper), 634 nucleotides. RefSeq lists its product as uncharacterized. The transcript has 2 exons. Lineage: Eukaryota; Metazoa; Arthropoda; Insecta; Hemiptera; Cicadellidae. Bases 305 to 616 code for a protein of 103 amino acids. The record is from RefSeq and is a predicted model, not a curated record.